AUGACCGGAGAGACGGACAUGCAGCCAUCACAUAUGAAGACAACCAUGUCUGCCAUAGAGUCCGCGGCUGGAAACCUCCUCGAGGCAGAGAAAUCACACCCUCCACGGGCAGCAAGAGCACCCCGGCCUCCUAGACCCAAUUACAGGAACAUUCAUCGCUUUCCUCUUCCAGUCAAUGUCCAUCAUGUUCCUUCAGUAAUUCCUCAUAACCCUCUUUCUAUCAUAAGCGUUGCUCUUUCGUACCUCACCUUUCUCGUCUCUCCACCUCACCAAAAAGUCUACUCCGCAUGUUUCGACUCGGCUACCUCAUCUGUCCAUGUGACUGAUGAGAAGACGAUCAGAGCGUUGUGGGAAAUGGGUUUCUUCGGUAAAGGUAGUCUCAGUCGGAGCGAGCCCAACUGGCUGGAGCAAGAGAAGAAGAGGAGGGGUCUGAUGGGUGGAAGCACAGUCGAAGAGGCUACACGGAAACGUCGCGCCGAACGACGUCAGCUCAAGCUCGAACGAGCAAGACAUGAGAAGCUCGCUGUCGAGGAGAGACUGAGGGUCGAGGCCGCUGCCCGUGAAUCUGGCUCUCAAAGUGGACUGCACGUAGUUGAAGCCGCGGAUUCAACUGCUAUUCCCGCGGAGAGAUUCUCUGUCAAGAAAGCCAUGGAAGCGAGGUUCCUCGAGAGACGGCAACAAGCCAUGCAAAACAGAGAGGCAGCCUCCUCAGCCGACCAGCAACAAUCUCUUGGAGAUUUGACAAAUUCGCCUUCCUCACCCUCUGCGAACAGCCAAUCCCUUCCGGUCUCGGAGCACACGGAUCAUAUACUCGAUGAUGACCUGGACUUGGACACAAUUGAGAAUGAGGAGCACCUUCAACUCUCCAACGAAGAGACCUUCUUCCUGGUCUACGCCUUAGGCGCAUUAAGCAUUGUUGACCGCGCAAGCAAUGCCAUCAUCCCGACUCCUGCUCUCUUCGAUCUCCUUCGCAGACACUCUUAUUAUCCUCGCCGUCCCGAGGAUCGUCCUCUGGAGGUAGAUGACCCCUUCAUGAUAUCAUAUGUCGUUUACCAUCAUUUCCGAUCUCUUGGCUGGGUUGUACGCUCCGGAGUGAAAUUUGGAACGGACUAUCUUCUCUACAACCGCGGCCCAGUGUUCUCUCACGCUGAAUUUGCUGUCAUCAUCAUCCCAUCUUACAGUCACCAGUUCUGGUCAUCAACUGAAGCCCUGAAGAGACACGCCGCAGAUAAGCAAUCCCGCAGCUGGUGGUGGCUACACUGCGUCAAUCGCGUGCAGGCUCAAGUGAAGAAAAGCCUGGUGAUUUGCUACGUUGAUGUUCCUCCUCCAAGCGAAGUUGCUGCCGACGUUGACGGCCAGCUCAACCGUUAUCGAGUGCGCGAGUUUCUUCUCCGGCGAUGGGUCCCCAACCGUACGCGCGACUGA
This is a messenger RNA of Penicillium diatomitis, 1425 nucleotides long. It is a transcript of the gene sen2, whose product is annotated as tRNA splicing endonuclease subunit SEN2. Gene Ontology annotation, cellular component: tRNA-intron endonuclease complex. Gene Ontology annotation, biological process: tRNA-type intron splice site recognition and cleavage; tRNA splicing, via endonucleolytic cleavage and ligation. The coding region runs from base 1 to 1425 and encodes 474 amino acids. Gene Ontology annotation, molecular function: tRNA-intron lyase activity; nucleic acid binding. The record is from RefSeq and is a predicted model, not a curated record. Lineage: Eukaryota; Fungi; Ascomycota; Eurotiomycetes; Eurotiales; Aspergillaceae. The transcript has a single exon.